This is a messenger RNA of Symbiodinium sp. CCMP2456, 648 nucleotides long. Lineage: Eukaryota; Dinophyceae; Suessiales; Symbiodiniaceae. The record is from the annotation of a GenBank genome assembly.
AUGGCUCCGUGUCCAUUCUCCCGCACGUUGAAGCGCCGCAGCCUGCGCAAGGCCAGUGCCCGGCACACCGCCACAGUCACAAUCACUCCACGGAGCAUGGCCUUGGUCGAACUGUGCCUGACCUCCUUGACAGCAAAGGGGAGGCGGCGAUACAAGGUCAAGUUCCGAAGCAUGACCGGCCAAAUCAUGGCAUUCCGCUAUGAUCCAGCCUCCUCGGUCUUGUACCGCAUGGGAAGCGACGGCGUGCUCCACGUCAUCCCACUUCAAUUCCCUGUCGGUGGGUUCCGCGGAGGAGGCGGCCGUGGCAAGGAGGAUGACAGCGUCCAUGCCAUCCCUGAUGGCUUUCGUCUGAUAAAGAUGCCUGGCGACGGCAACUGCCUUUUCCAUGCCCUCUCGCAUGACGAUGAUGGCGACGGCGCGGCCUUGCGAGAGGAGGUGCGCGAUUUCCUGGAAGAACAGGCCGCCAACCAGGAGGAAUUCGAGGAGUCGUGGCUAGAAGAAGCGGAGCUGCUCGAUGAAGACCCUGCAACCGCCUGGGGCGGAGACGCCAGCAUUCUCGCCUGGACGCUCAUGCGCGAGCAGCGUGCCGUGCUGCACUGGUGCGACGAGCAAGGCCAGCUGCAGGUGACGGACAAGACGCACUGGCAG